Mastomys coucha (southern multimammate mouse) is the source of this 6150-nucleotide messenger RNA. RefSeq names its product collagen alpha-2(I) chain-like. The transcript has a single exon. The coding region runs from base 336 to 1142 and encodes 268 amino acids. Lineage: Eukaryota; Metazoa; Chordata; Mammalia; Rodentia; Muridae. The record is from RefSeq and is a predicted model, not a curated record.
GCCCGGGCGGCCGGAGCGGGAAGGAGGUGCCGGAACUUUCCCCGCCGGCCCGGCACAACGUGGCCCGCCCGCCCGCCCGACAGCCGGCCGCCAUCUUUACGGCGCACGCCGAGAGCACCAGGGCUCCACCAGGCGCGCCGAGCGGACGGAGCCCGGCCGGAGGCCCCGGCAGGCCCCGGCGUGCGGCUGGAGUCCCCGCCCGUGGCCGGCUUUCCGCGAGCCCCGAGGCUCGCCGGGGCGGAGAGCGGACGCGGGGCCCCGGAUGUAAGAUGGCGGCGGGGGAUGGCGGGCGGUCACGUGGCGGGGGAGGGCGCCAGCCUCUUUAAGGGAUCUCUAUGGUUCGCUCGGCCGCAGUGGAGCAGGAGCGCGAGACGGGGCGGGCGCGGAGCCGCGGGAGCCGGGCUGCCCGGGGUCCCCCGGAGGGUGCGGGGCGCAUCCGCGGGGACUUCCGGGGUGCGGCGGGCGGGGGCGGCGUCGGAGCCGCGGCGUGGCGCGCGCGGGCGAGCGGGCGGGCGGGCGAGCGCAGCUCCGCUCGGGCAGAGGGCGCGGCCGGCCCGCCGGAGGGAGCCUCCGCCCUGGGGCGCCCGGCGCGCGCAGCCGGCCGCGGAGAGGAGGACGAGGCGCCGCCGGGGCGGUCCGCGGGGUCCGCCGGCUCCCACACCAUGGCCCUGGCUGAGGUAGUAGUUUGUGCUGUUGGUCGGGUUGUGACAUUGCCCGCUGUGGAGAUAACUGCGCAAGCUACUGCCUUGCUAGUGCUGGUGAUGCUCAGCGCCGCGGAGGACAAUGGCCGGGGAUCCCCUUUGUUUUCCGGGGCGCGCGGACGGCCGGACGGCUGGACGGCCGGCGCGGAAACCGUUAGCUCCCCGCGUUCCCGUAGGGGCUGCGGGCCGGGGCGGCGGCCGCGGCGCCUUCCGGAGCCCGGGGGAGAGCGAAGCCUUCGGGAUUGCGCCCCGAGAGGAGCCGCGGAAGACGCCGCACAACUUUCCGCCCGGAAUGGCUUUGGCUCGUGCGGGCUUUUAGUUUGUGUGUUGUCGGGUUUCGUUCUUGAGGUGCACGGCGGAGUGGGCGAGCGACUCCGCGAGGCACAAGUGCGGUCGCGGUCAGAACAGUCAACGCUGGAAGUCCAAACUUUUAUGUCUUAACGUUGUUUUGUUUUUUUUUUGGGGGGGGGUGGUUUUGUUUUGUUUGAAAUCUGGGUUACUAUAUGGCCGCUACGUUUAAGAGUUUUAAAAUGUAUGCCUACAGCAAAGUAGAGUUUCGGUUUUAAUGACUCCUUAAAACAGGAUUGACUUUAUAGUUGAAUGCACUGUUCGGAUCUUUUUUUUUUUUUUAAUGUAUAAAGCUAAAUAAAUUCUUCUUACUGAGUGCUGUGUUUUUCUUUUCUUUUACUUUAACUUUGAAAGCUCGAAUGGCCAUGCUGGUGUGGGGGAGGGCCAGCCUUAGACUUUUAUGUUAAUAUGCUUCUUUAUGUCUGCAUUUUAUUAAAGGCGACUAGCUCAGAGUUGGAAGUCUCAGAGAGACCCGAGUAUUAUCGUCUAAUGACAUAGCGUUUAGUUCUUGACCUCUAUUAGGAAAGUGCAAGUUUUGUAGAGAAAGUGUAGUUUGGAUAAUUAAUGGAAACUACCCGGAACUCUGUGUAUGAUGCUAAGUUACAGCUCUUUUGCGUGUCCAACCUUCCUCUUUGAUUUGCGCAUAAUGGUUUUAAUGCAGUGUAGUAAAUUUUCUGUGGCACUUUGAUGCUUGCUUUGUCGGGGCUGGGGGGCGGGGAGCAAUUCUUUGCUAAGAAAGAUACUAAGAAAAAAAUGUUGAAAGCAACUAUCUCUUGUCCCUUUCGAAGGAGUCUGAUGCUUUUUGUAAUUCAAAAAUGAUGUAAUGCUUUGACGAAGCUUAGUUUUUAAACCUUGCAGGCAACCUUAAUAGACUUUCCUCAAGAAGGAACCACCUCACUGUAGGAAGCACGGUAAAGACCCAUGCAUUUCAGCAUUCAAGCAAGACUUCAACACUGGCUUUAGGCCGUGAAAGUGCAGGACCCCCCCCCUUUUUUUUUUACCGAUGCCCACUAUGGUAAAUCUUGAUUUGUAGGGGAAAUGGAUAGUAAAAUUCUAAUUAUACAGUUUCGUUUUCCAAAACUCUUCGUUCAAGCAAAUCUGCCUACUACAUACUGUUGACAUCUUUACAGUGAACCAGAAGAUGAUGUUGUAUAUGCCCUAGAGAGAGUAAACUUUGUUCAUAAUCCUGAAUUCUAACUCCUUCCCCUUGUAGUUCAUUUUGUGCUUUUAAAGUAAGUUUCAUCUAAAACCGGGCUGCCCACAGAGAACAUCCUUGUGUAGUCCGCUCUGUAAGUGCUUCCAGAUGUUUCUAUUUGCUGCUGUAGGGAGACUACUCCCAUACUUACAUUUCUGUUCUCGCCUUAGAAGCGAAUCAGCUUUUCACUUUUGAAUUCUCUGUGGCAGUGGUAACUACCAACUGUUCUUACUGUUGACAGGCCUCCAGCAGGGUGACUUUACCUAACAAAAAUACAGCUUUACAGUCAGCACUGGUGACAUUUGCAAAUGCAAUUAACGUUUCUGUUAAAGGUCUACUGUCAGGCCCUUAAGUAAUUUAUAGUUGUACAAAACCAUUGAUAGGAAGUGUUUUGAGUGCCCUUCUCAAGUACUGAGCCAAAGAGCGGGUAGGCCAUCAAGAUGAGAUGUUAAUAAAUGCCAUCUCCAGUUGGAAGUAGAGGGAUGUUAGGGUGUUCUGGAUGUACUGUGUGGAAAAGAUUAUUAGGUGACAGUUUUGCUUUAUGCUCCAACCUCCCUGAUUGUCAAUUGUAUAUAUGAAAAAUUCAUAUGUAAGGCAUUUUAGCAUAUAAUUACCUCCUGGCUGAUGUGGGAAACAUCUUUAUGUUGUAGGGUAGCCCCCUGAAACAUUGCCAGAGGUACUUAAGAGCAUAAAAUAGCUCUUGAAUGUAGAACACGGAUGCCAAGAAGGCUGUGUGAUUUCAUAACUGUACUUCCUCCUUCUGUCAGUUAUCUCACUGCCUUGUGUGAUAACCCAGCACAGGAGGUACUAGACUCUCCUCAGUCAGUCCCUAUUAUUUCUGCAUCCAGAAAGCAAGGGGAACAGUGAGCCUCAAGAAUGAAUUGCAUCAAGUUAGUGCUAUCCAAAGAAGAAUUUUAUUUAUAUCACAGAAUCUAAAAAGACAUUGCUGGUGCCACUAGUCACUAAAUAAGCAGGAAUGUUACAGUUACUUGUGUGGUUAGUGAGAAUUCACUGAGUGGAUUUGUCGGAUCCCAUGCUAGCACCAUGGGGAAAGCCAAGAAGGAAUAUAGCUGGAUUCCCUGCCCCCAAGGGACAGCAAAACAUUCCUGGAGUGACUAAGAAUCAAAAUGUGGGUGAGUAAAAACAUUGACAGGUGUUCACGUGGUAAAAACUACGGACAGUUGUGCAUCACUUGGAGGAGCUCAAUAAGUUCUCGGCCUUAACGUGUGUUACCUGGAAUCCUGGAGAUGACCAGAGGUGGUAACUGUUGGUGACUUAGGUUUCCUGAGUUUUACUAAUACAUAUUUAGAUACAUUGAUAUAUAUACUAUACACACUAUAUAUCAUAUAUGCUAAUAUAUUUGUAUUAUUGCAUAAUAUAUACACAUAUUAGUAUAUAUUAUAAAUAUACAUGUGUGUUAGUUUUAAAAGUUUUCUCUAUUCACCACCAAACAUUUUCUGAAAACAGACCACUCACUUUGAGUUUGUUUUAAAUUCUUAGUUUUAUUAUAAUGUAAUUGGUUGUUUAUUACUGUGGAAAUCAGGGUUUCUUGGGAUGCUAAUAUGUCCUGUCCACGAGGCAGCUCAGAGCAUUUGGAUAAACUUGCUGUGGUGUUAGGCAAACUCUCAACUGCUCGGCUGAGUAAUAAAAAGGUCUGAGGGUUUCGUUCACUUUAAACAUAACUACCAAUGGGCUCUCUAGCUGUCCAGAGGCUGCUGUUAUAAUCUGCACAGUGGAUUUCAAACUCAGUAGUAACAUGUAACGGUGGUGGGAUAGUACUGCGAUACACUAGAAAGAUAACUAAAAUACAUUAGUAAGUGAAAAGGAUCGUUUUUGGCUUUUUUCUUUUUCCUUUUUUAUUUUUCAAGUCAGCUACACAGAGUAGCUGUGUAGUUCUGACUAUCUUGGAACUCACAUUGUCGACCAGGUUGGGCUCAAACUCGGAGAUCCACCUGUCUGCCUCCACCUAGCUACUUAAUUUUUCUUUAUUUUUAAAAAACAUACAUAUUGUUUUUGAAUUGUCUGAAUACUAAUCCCAACUGCAUUCCUUUUUCUGUUGGUUCUCCUUUUGAGAAAGGGUUUGGCUGUGUGGCCCUUGCUGCCCUUGAACUCAUAAAAAGUCACCUGCCUCUGCCCUCCUGAGUUUUGGGAUUAAAGACUUAUCCAUUUCACUUUUAACAAGCAAGUAAACCUUACCCAGUAGAUACAUGGCGUUAUCUUUGUGCCUGAGAUGCACAUUGAAUUUUUCAAGUCACUGUCGUAUUUAUAUGCUAAUGAGAACACAUUUUUCCAUUGUUAAAUCAUAUCCCUGGCCUACUUGUGUUUUUUAUCAAACCCAAGUUCUACUCAGGUAGCUUCUGAAGGGUCCUCAAUCCAGAAUCUCUUGAUAUUGUGAUUGUAUUAAAGAUAAAAACCCAUUUUUUCUGUUAACAAUUGCAUCCUUAUUUUAGAAGUUUAUUGGACAUAGUAGCUUACACCUUAAUCUUGGGAGUAGAGGCUGGCAGAUCAAAAGUUCAACUUCUCUUGGAUUACAUAAUACUGUAUUAUAAAAAGCAAUUCCCACCAGAGCGAAUGGCACAGCCAGGGAUGUUUGAGUUCACAACAGACCUUUAGGAGCUUCAUGAGGUUGUAAUGUGUCGGACUGCCUUAUGGAGAGUCUACCCAUACAGAAAAUGUAAGGCCAUACAGGCAGGUGCCACUCUGCCGCGCCUGUCCUAAGUGUUAAACAUUCAAAGAGGCAACAGCACCCGGAGUAGUGUUGAGGGUUAAGGAAGGCGUCUCUCCGAGGCUUCACAAGUGUUGCAUUAUUUUAAUGGAUCCAGCUGCUGUAUUUAUCCUGCCUUUACACCAGCUACCUCAAAGUAGGAAUGCCUGCAGGGGAAUUUUCUCCUUGAAUAAUUUUAGCUUAAUAAUCCAGAAAUUAUGAUAGAAUGCUAACAUUUGCAACAGCUAAUGAAGUAAUAAAUCUAGAUCUCUUCAUAGAUGAACCAAUAGAUAAAGUGCUGAUGGAUAGGAUUUAAUUCACGGAUGAUACUGACAACACCUAGACUCGGGCUAGUCUUCACACUUCAUGUCAGAGAUGAUCUGCCAGGUCUUGCAAUAGAAGACCACAGUAUAAAGAACUGAGCUUAGAAGCCCAGUGAGAUUCUAAUGGAGCAAAAUCACACUAGACAAUCCUACAGGACAAGCGACCUGAUUUUUAAAAGGUAAGGACUCAGCAGCAGUUAAGAGCACUUGCUGUUCUUGUGUAGGACCUGGGUUUGAUUCCUAGACUCCCAUAACUCCAGUUCCAGGGGAUCUUCAUGCUAAACAUGCGUGUAUUAUACAUACAUGCAGGCCAGCAAAACAUGAAAAUGAACGAAUCUAAGUUUUAACUUAUCAAAUAAAACUAAGUUGCAAAGUAAAAUGAGAGAAUGAACUCAUUCUCUCAUAUGAAAAAUGAACUUAAAACAUAUCAGUUAUGUGUUAGCUCUUUUAUGGUCAAAGACACCUGGGUAAAAAGAAUAAUGGACACCGAAUGUGUGGAAUUUGUUCAUUUGGGAGCCUAGAGAGAUGAGUCAGUGCUUAUGAGCACUGGGUGCUUUUGCACAGGACUCGGCUUCGGUUACUGUCAUGUACACGGAAGCUAGAGACCAGCUAUAAAUUCAAUCCCAAGGGAUCUGAUGCUGCCUUCUGCCUCUGUGGACACUACACAUGCAUGGUGCACAGACAGCAAUGCAGGCGAGACGCCCAUACAUAUAAAAUGAAACAGUAUUUGUUUUGGCUGCCCUGGCUGUCCUGGUGCUCUUUCUGUGGACCAGGCUGGCCUCAAACUCGGAGAUACCCCCUGCCUCUGCCUUCCCAAGUGAUGAAAUUAAAGGGCUGUGUUGCCAUGCCUGGCUUGAAAUAAAUAUAUUUUAACAUGAA